Messenger RNA from Orbicella faveolata, 1557 nucleotides. Its product is annotated as SH3 domain-containing protein Dlish-like. Lineage: Eukaryota; Metazoa; Cnidaria; Anthozoa; Scleractinia; Merulinidae. Gene Ontology annotation, molecular function: protein binding. The record is from RefSeq and is a predicted model, not a curated record.
GGUCUCAUGGGACGAUCAGACAAAGGCACUUCCCAGAGUGCCAUCAACCUCAUUUACUUCACACAUCAACACGCAUUCUUUUGAUCGGCGGUUGAGAGUUGGCUGAUCUUCGAAUUUUCUGCAGCAGUUUUAUCUCACCAUGGCGUUUUUCUGCCCCAUGAGAAUUCCAAGGAGACGGAGAAAACGGUAUCGAGAUGAAGAACAAAAAGACACCACUCGAAAUGGAAAUACUAAGGGACGGAUCACCGGCAGCAACAGUGUGGACUCUCUUGUGGAGGUAGGCAAGGAGGAAGAUGACGUCGAGAUUGAAUUUGAACCUCGCAAAAUGGUUGUCUUACACGAUUUCAUCCCUUGUGUCGAAGACGAGGUCGCCGUAAAGCGAGGCCAACAUGUCAAAGCUUUAUACCAAGAAACAGACUGGAUCUAUGUUAUAACUAACGAUGGUAAAGAAGGAUUUGUACCGUUUACAUACUGUGUUCCAGAAGAAGAAUACGAGAAAAGAAAAGAGAAACAAAAAGGUCUUCAAAGGAAUAAUUUCCGCAACGCCUCGUUCCUCGACUCAUUACAAGUGCAAACAGACCCUACACCGGCGUUUAAUUUUAAGAAAAAUGAUUUUGGUGAUUACGUUGUCAGAUUCGAGUUCACUGCUUGCGACGAGAACGAUAUCAACGCUCAGAAAGGAGACAUAGUUCGUGUACUAAACAAGGACGAUCAAGAUUGGUACUGGGUGGCAAAUAUGAAAGGUGCUGAAGGAUUCAUUCCCAAGGACUUUCUCGUUCCGUACGACAGACUUCAAAAUGGCGGUGAGUGUGUUAGCUGACUUUUGUUUCUAUAGCCAUGCGAUCUUCGAGUACUUUCGUACAUUUAAAGUGUUGAUAUAUUGUGUGAGAAUGUUGUGGGAAAUUUAUGGCAUCGCAACACAUGUGGUUCGUCUGAAGACCGCAGAGGGCAACUGUUUUCACAAACCGCAAGAUAGCGCACCGCGCUAAUUACCCUCGGGCUGUAUUGUUUUCGCUAAAUCGUCUUUUGUAGAGUUCUCGUAAACAAAUCUCAGAUCUCGAUCAACUCACCAAACAAAUCUCUUGAAGACGUAGAUUGUAUGAUAACCUUAAGUGAAUUUAUUUCUACCAGGAUUCGGUUGAGAUUUUUGUUUCCAGCUCUAGCGCGACCUUGCAAUGUUUGGAACUUCGUGACGAGAGAAAAUGAAAGCAGAUGAAUGCAAUGCAUUUUCUGCCUUGCGGCCAAUUACAGAAGUAUUAAGUGUUUUCCGGACAGGAAAUGUUAUCUUCUAAUACUUAGGGCUGAAAUGAAUAGCUAUAGAAAAGUUUAAACUCUUCUUGAUUACCGGUAACUUUAAAACCCAGAUCAAAUGUUUCCUGAAUUCCUUUGCCUGCUGUGUGACUAAUUUUAGUUGCUAUAAACAUCAAUAAAAUAUUAAGGCAAAUAUCGCCCGUCUGCAACAUAUGGUAAUGUAGGUUUAAUCUUUGGUCUGUUAUCUGUAAAUUGAACCAAGCACAACCCCUACUAUUAAAACCUUCUUUGUGCCCAAAAUGAGGA